Messenger RNA from Umbelopsis ramanniana AG, 1554 nucleotides. RefSeq lists its product as uncharacterized. The coding region runs from base 22 to 1395 and encodes 457 amino acids. The record is from RefSeq and is a predicted model, not a curated record. NCBI's taxonomy places the organism in Eukaryota, Fungi, Mucoromycota, Umbelopsidomycetes, Umbelopsidales, Umbelopsidaceae. The transcript has 13 exons. Gene Ontology annotation, molecular function: histone deacetylase activity.
CCACCUUUUUGUUUGCCAGCCAUGACAUCUGAAAGCAAGAAACGUGUCUGCUACUUCUAUGAUGCAAAUGUUGGAAAUUACCACUAUGGUCCAGGGCAUCCUAUGAAGCCUCAUAGAAUUAGAAUGUGCCACGGUCUGGUCAUGAACUAUGGCUUGUACAAAAAGAUGGAAAUUUACCGAGCGAAACCUGCCAACAAAUGGGAAAUGACACAAUUUCACACAGACGACUACAUCGACUUUCUUUCUCGCGUUACUCCUGAUAACAUGGAAGCGUUAAACAAAGAGCAAGCAAAGUUCAAUGUCGGUGAUGACUGUCCCGUCUUUGAAGGAUUGUUCGAAUACUGUGGAUUAUCCGCAGGAGGUUCAAUGGAGGGUGCUGCAAGACUGAAUCGCGGUCUUUGCGAUAUUGCUAUCAACUGGGCUGGUGGUUUACAUCACGCCAAAAAAUCGGAAGCUUCUGGAUUUUGUUAUGUCAACGAUAUUGUGCUGGGCAUUCUCGAACUGCUUCGAUACUAUCCACGAGUUUUAUAUAUCGAUAUUGACGUUCACCACGGUGACGGUGUCGAAGAAGCUUUUUACACUACAGAUCGUGUGAUGACUUGUAGUUUCCACAAAUAUGGAGAGUUCUUUCCUGGUACUGGUGAACUGAAGGACAUUGGUGUUGGUAAAGGAAAAUAUUAUAGCGUCAACUUCCCUCUGAGAGAUGGUAUAGAUGACGAAAGUUAUAAGAGUGUUUUCGAACCCGUCAUUGAAAAGGUGAUGGAAUGGUAUCGACCCUCCGCUGUCGUUCUGCAGUGCGGUGGUGAUUCCCUCAGUGGCGAUAAACUGGGUUGCUUCAAUCUGUCUAUGAAAGGUCACGCCAACUGCGUUAACUUUGUGAAGAAAUUCAAUCUGCCUACGUUAGUUCUCGGCGGUGGUGGUUAUACAAUGCGAAAUGUUGCAAGAGCGUGGGCAUAUGAAACGGGAAUAGUGGUUGGACAAGAGCUUAGCCCUGUCAUGCCAUACAACGACUACUAUGAAUACUUUGGCCCUGACUACAGACUAGAUGUCAAGUCGAGCAACAUGGAAAAUAUGAAUACGACUGAAUACUUGGAAAAGAUCAAGUUACAAGUAUUUGAAAAUUUAUCACGUACAGCAUUCGCCCCAAGCGUUCAGAUGCAAGAGGUUCCAGCUGAUCAUGAUAUGUCAGAUGAUGAAGACGAAGAUGAUCCGGAUGAGAGAAACCCAGAACGUCUUUGGGAUCAACGCAUCAUACCUGAAAACGAAUUCUAUGACUCAGACGAAGGCGAAGGAGAUGAUAUUAAUGGCCAGAAGAAGAGCAUGAAUGAACAAAGCUACGCAAGCGAAGCUUCUGCAUCACCGAAGAUGAAGAAAUGGAACUCACUGCCGCUCUAGAGGAAGACAAAGCACCUGCAAAUGUGGAGUCUCAACCUAGCACUGAUCAUGUUUCUACUAUACCAGCCACGAGUGAACAGGCAAACGAAACAGUUACCGCACCACCAACCAAUCCCACAGACUCGACAAGCAACACAGAGGCAGCAUCAGAAUCAAUAC